AUGAUAACGAGUUCUCGAAUAGAUCAUCGGUCGAUUCGAAUAUUACUCUGUGGCAGUUUUUGCUUAGAAUUACUAGUACAAGGGGAACAUCCACAACUGAUUCAAUGGACGAAUCGAGAGGGCGAGUUUAAGCUUUUGGAUGCAGAAGCGGUCGCUCGGCUCUGGGGACAGCGUAAAGCAAAGCCGCACAUGAACUACGAUAAAUUAUCCAGAGCACUUCGAUAUUACUACGACAAAAACAUAAUCAAAAAGGUGAUUGGCCAGAAGUUUGUGUAUCGUUUCGUCGAAGCGAAUAUUACCGAACCAGUCGCAUACAACAUGAGUUUAUGUCGAGCGAUGAGCAAUACGAGCGUAACGUCGAAACCUGACGCUCAUCCGGCUCCAGUUCCUGCUCCUGUGCCUGCUCCACCCCCGUCACAACCAGCGCUCACGACGGCCUCGACGACAACGACUCCGAGCAUUGUUAAGGAAGAACCAUGUAAGCCGGAUCAUGGUGCGUCGUUUUCUUAA
Molecule: messenger RNA, 510 nt
Organism: Cooperia oncophora
Lineage: Eukaryota; Metazoa; Nematoda; Chromadorea; Rhabditida; Trichostrongylidae
Source: the annotation of a GenBank genome assembly